Hippocampus zosterae (dwarf seahorse) is the source of this 1960-nucleotide messenger RNA. RefSeq names its product calcium homeostasis modulator family member 5, tandem duplicate 1 (gene calhm5.1). Lineage: Eukaryota; Metazoa; Chordata; Actinopteri; Syngnathiformes; Syngnathidae. The transcript has 2 exons. The coding region runs from base 805 to 1737 and encodes 310 amino acids. Gene Ontology annotation, molecular function: monoatomic cation channel activity. The record is from RefSeq and is a predicted model, not a curated record.
ACAGACAACCACUGAGAGGAUGUGAGUCCAUCUUCAUUCUGCUGAGCUGCUGCUGAUGGCCGGCUGUGUUGCAAUCACAAUGGUAUGUUCUGUAUGGAAACAUUGAAUAGAAGAAGUAUUGUCAUUCUGCAUGAUUUGUUGUUUGUGAGACUCUUUUUCUUGCAUGCCUUGUCCAAAUGGAGGAUUUCAUCAUCAUAUGAUGGUUUGAAUUUUGACUUUCAACUGUGGGUUGUGGUAGCAGGGAGCAGUAUAUAUCCUGACUGAAACUGAUUGUUUAACUUGAAAUAGGAAUACAAACUGUAAGAUUAGACUGGUUGGAUUGAGCGCUUUCCGUGUGUUUACCUUUAACGUGAUCAGGGCAUUACAGUAAAAGCAAGGCUCCGCUUACAAAGCUGCAUUACUAUCAAGAGACUUGGGUUGCUCAUCAGCAAAACUGGAUAUGCAGGAUUUUCAUGGUACAGUUGCAACUGAAGAGUACAGACAAAAACAAAGGGAAGUGGUAUUCAUUCUUAACACACAAUUGCAGCCUCUGUUUUACAAAUGGCUACUGUAUUUUGUGACUUCCCUUUGGAUAAAGACUAGAUUUGUGGAAUGAAAAACCCAGAAGUGGGUAGGAGUAGCUGAGGGACAGAGGGAGGAGUCAGAAGGGAAGCGCACAAACCUAAGGGAGGGGCACGGUUUUUGUCUUCAGCUGUAACAGACCUAGCACAUGCUUGUAUCACUUGCUCGUCCAUUUUUUUCAUUCUGCCGUCUCUGUUUUCUGGUUUGUUACAUUUGGAGCGCAUCUACAACCCCACUGGUACCAUGGAUAAAUUCCAGACUGUCCUGCGUUUCUUCAUGAACCAGAAAGCCACAAUUGGCUACAGUUUUAUGGCUCUCAUGACAAUAGGCGGGGAGCGAAUCUUCUCCAUGGUCUCCUUUCAGUGUCCCUGCAACCAUGACCAGAACUUUGCCUAUGGGCUCACAUUCCUGCUUGGACCUGCAGCUGUGCUCCUUGUCUUGGGUCUGUUCUUCAGCGCCAGAUUGUGGAGGCUUUACACUGGGUGCUGCCUGAAUCCCAUGAAGCUUUGUCCCCGCGGAAGAUGCUUUGGAUGCUUCAGAGUGUUUCUAAGCAUCUUUACAGGGGCUUGUGUAGCUCCUAUAAUGUGGCUUUCCGUGGCCCUGCUCAAUGGAACUUUUUAUGAGUGUGCUGUCAGUGGUCUCGACGAAAACCUGGUGGUGGACCUCUUCUGUAAAAACAAGACCAUGAAGUGUCGAGAGGAGCUAGCCAGAGUUCCCUGUGGCAGGUCCAAGUUAUCUGAGGAGGAGCGCAUGGAUCUGCUGCUGAUGUUCAGGGCCCAAUCUCAGAUUCUUGGCUGGUGCAUCAUCAUCAUCGCAGCCACGUUUGGGCUUCUUGGUACCUGCUACACUAACUGCCGUUCAAAUGUUAGUUUCCUGCAGCUCACGUUCUGGAAACGCUAUAUGGACAAAGAAAAGGAGCAUUUUGAUGCCUACGCUCUGGAGUAUGCCUCCAAACUGGCUGAAAGAAACCUACAAAGUUUCUUUGAGAACAAGGAUCCCGAUCCAUUUCCUUUUCCCAAUCACAAGGCCUGGGAGGAGAUUUCUGCACUCUACACUUUCUCAAGGAGUGAACAAUAUUACAGUACUCUGCAACGUUAUGUAGAGAGAGUAGACAGGGACUUUGCACCAGAGAAGAGACCUGUCAUGGACUUGGAGAAUGGAAUUGAAAUGAAAUAGUUUUUUUGUUUUUUUAUUUUUUAUUGUAAGGAGGGUGCAAUGACAGAGCAGAGUGUGGAGACUGUUGCAGAAUUAGUGAAGGGGACAACCACUCCGUUUUACUGCCUUGUUACUUUUAAUGCCUUCUACUAUAUAAUUUUAUAAAAUCCAUACUUUGGAACUGCACAUAUACAAAUAACAUGUUAGAAAACUGAAUAUGUUGUGAAUAAUAUUCACUUACCUC